UGUGAUGCUUCUGUUGUGGCUGAUCCUGAGCCUGCAGGAGGGAUGAAGGAAUAUCUCAUAAACUGCACAGUACAAAGAGAAUUUCACCUCCUGGCGUUCUCCAUCUCUGCAGACCUUCAGCUUCUGCUCUUCAUUGGGAUCCUGGUAAUGUAUUUACUGACAGUGCUGGGGAACCUGAUUAUCACUGGUCUUAUAUAUCUGACCCCACAGCUCCACACUCCUAUGUACUAUUUCCUGUGUAACCUCUCAGUGCAGGACAUCAUCUACGUCUCCAGCAUCAUUCCCAAAUUCCUCUCUAUCCUGGUAACAGGUGACACCAGAAUUGUCUUCCCAGCAUGCAUCACACAGAUGUUCCUCUUUACAUUUUGUAUUGGUGCAGAGUUUUUACUCCUAACAUCUAUGGCCUAUGACCGCUAUGUCGCCAUCUGUAUUCCUCUGCACUAUACAAUCAUUAUGAACAAAAACUUGUGCAUUUCACUAUUUUCUGUCUCCUGGAUUGUUGGAUUCUUAAAUUCAUUACCAUAUAUUGUUCUUAUUUCUACUUUAUCAUUCUGCAAUUCCCAAAACAUUACUCAUUUUUUCUGUGAUCCAAAAACCUUGAUUGUUCUCUCUAGUGGCGAUAUAACAGAUAUUGUGAUGCUGGUAUCUGUGGAAUGUGUAUUUUUUGGACUUACACCCUUUGUGCUGAUAUUAGUCUCUUAUAUAUGUAUAAUUGCUACUGUCAUAAAGAUCCGUAGCUCGGCGGGCAGAGUAAAGGCUUUCUCCAGCUGCUCGUCCCAUCUCACCAUUGUAAUAUUAUUCUGUGGCACGUCCCUCAGCUCCUACUUGAUCCCAGAGUCACAGCAAUCUCACAAACAAACCAAAAUUCUCCCCUUGCUGUACACAGCGGUGGUCCCCAUGCUAAACCCUCUCGUUUAUACUCUGAGAAACAAGCAGGUCCUGAGAGCCAUGGACAACAUAUUGAAACGAUACUUAAAAUUUUAA
This is a messenger RNA of Pseudophryne corroboree (corroboree frog), 984 nucleotides long. RefSeq names its product olfactory receptor 5V1-like. Bases 43 to 984 code for a protein of 313 amino acids. NCBI's taxonomy places the organism in Eukaryota, Metazoa, Chordata, Amphibia, Anura, Myobatrachidae. Gene Ontology annotation, cellular component: plasma membrane. The record is from RefSeq and is a predicted model, not a curated record. Gene Ontology annotation, molecular function: olfactory receptor activity; G protein-coupled receptor activity. Gene Ontology annotation, biological process: detection of chemical stimulus involved in sensory perception of smell; G protein-coupled receptor signaling pathway. The transcript has a single exon.